AUGUCCGCCAUAGACGAUGAAUAUCGGAAUGAUGGAGGGGAUGACUCUGACCUCGAUAUGGACAUGCAACCAAAUGCUGGUGGAUCACGAUUCUCCGCUGCUGAGAAGGGAAAAGGUCGUGCAGGCCCUAAAACGAAAGCAGGAAAGUCAAAGGAGAUAUAUUCAUGGGAAGAAUCGUACACUAGAUCGUGGGACGUCGUCCAGGAGGACGAAGAGGGUAGCCUUCAACAGGCGGUUGGCGACUUCUUAGCAAGGAGUCGAAGAAAACGUCUACAGGCGCCUACGGAGACUGUCAGGCGAACGAUUAUACGACACUUGAUCCUUGUCAUAGACUUAUCGGCUUCUAUGACAGACAGGGACCUGAGACCAAAUAGAUUCGACCUCUCUUUGGAGUAUUCCAGGGAGUUUGUCACGGAAUGGUUUGACCAAAACCCGCUUGGUCAGAUUGGCAUUGUCGGCAUGCGAGAAGGCGUUGCAGAAAGAAUUUGCGGUCUCUCAGGUAACCCACCUGAUGUCCUGAAAACCAUCGCAGACAGGCGAAAUCUGGAACCUGCCGGCGAGCCAAGCCUUCAAAAUGCGAUAGAAAUGGCUCGUGGCAGUAUGAGCCACCUUCCCACUCACUCUUCUCGAGAAGUUCUUGUCAUCUUUGGGUCUUUGACGACGUGUGACCCAGGAAACAUCCACGAAACCCUGAAAAGUUGCGUGGAAGACAAAAUUCGUGUCUCGGUCGUUGCACUCGCAGCAGAAAUGAAGAUCUGCCGAGACUUUUGCACGGAAACAGGAGGGCUAUUUGGGGUUGCAAUGAACGAAGGGCACUAUCGUGACAUGCUCUUUGAGCACGUACCCCCGCCAGCUGUACGAAAGAUAGAAGCAGUCGCAAAGAUCUCCAACGGGAAUGGCGCGGGACCCGCACCCGCAGCCGCCACAGGGGAGCUCAUGAUGAUGGGAUUCCCGACGAGGCUCCCAGAGACAUCAGCACCAAGCCUCUGCGUCUGUCAUGGGAUAAUGAAGAGCGAGGGAUACAUAUGUCCAAGAUGUCUCUCGAAAGUUUGCGACAUUCCUACGGAUUGCAACGUCUGUGGUCUGGUCAUUGUAAGCGCACCCCAUCUUGCCAGAAGCUAUCACCAUCUCUUCCCUGUAAAGCCUUACCAGCCUGUAAAAAGACUACUGCCAAAUGAAGAUCCCUCCCUCGCUUGCAAUGGAUGCGGAACCACAUUCUCGCUCACAAGCUAUGCUCCUACAGCUGCGACAGACGCGGAUGCCGGAGAUGGACUUAGCAGAUUUGGGCGAUAUCGUUGUCCGGAAUGCAAAAAGGACUAUUGCUCAGAGUGUGAUCUAUUCGUCCAUAACGUACUUCAUGUUGUCUCUCUCCAUCUAAACCGGACCCCUUCCGAUGUCAAAGGGACAAAAUAUCGGCUUCUUGAACUUCCGACAGACUUUUGCAAACAAAUAGAGGAUCCAAACUCUGGCCUAAAACUCUGUAUAAAGGGAAGAGAAGGAGAUGAUGCAGUACUCUGUACAGAAACCAAGACAUAUGCUCUGCGCUCGGUCAACAUCUCGAAUGCACUGAUUCUGGCAAACGGGGCCUCGCGUGCUGAAGAAGCGACGGACGAUCUUUUUCUCGGAAGUGAUAUUCAUGAGAUUAUGGAGAUUGUUCCUACUAUACCUAGGAUCGCGCGAUUGCUCGGCAUGCUUCGUGGAUCCGAAUACGGCGAGGAUGAACCAGGAAGUGAUACGGAGAUGCAAGUCGACGAUGAACCAACACAAAGAUAUACCCGCCAGGAUUUGGCUCAAGUAAUUCAAGCAAGUGAUGAAGAACUCGCAAAAGCCAUCAAGCAAAACCAUAUUCUAGAGCUUGAUGGUUAUCUUCGGCCGCUACCUAUGCACCACUUGUCCAAAAUCUUAGUCUACAUCUUCACCUCGCUCAUCUCUCAUGGUAUAUCCCGAAAGGACAUAUCCGUAGAGCAGUUGACAGCCAUCCUCAAGGACGAACACGAGGUUCCCGUCUCGGUCUCUAGGCAAGUACUGGAAUGGUUUGGAGACAUCGAGGAUAGCAAGUGGAAGAUGAACGAGAAGGCGUCGGUGCAGCAGGUCGGACUUGGCCUCCUGCGACCGUAUUCGCAUCUCAAGGUAAAGGAGGUUGAGCUGCUAGCAAGUUGGCGAGAUGCCGUCGGAGAUGUAUUUGCCGACCAGGUAGAUUUGAAGCUGCUCCGAGGAAAUUUUUUGCUUUAUCCAGCCGAUGGAGCGAAUACGAGUCAGACCAUUAGCUACUUUCCCCGGUCCAAGCUAUCUACGGACCCAUUGACAAGAUUCAGCGAACUGUUUCUUACUCGAGUAAAGUGGAAAGAGGAGGAUAUCGUUGCAUUCUUAGAGGACAUUGCUGUCGACAAAAAGGAGUGCGACCGACUGUUGAUGAACAAUGUGCAUGUCGGCAUUAGCACAAACUCUGAGAUCACCAUCGACGCUAUACGCGACGCCCUUUCAAAGGAUACAUCAGGUAGCGAGAGCGUACUCCGCGUGUUAGAACGCCUGCCACAGCUCCUGGACGCACAGGAUGAUCCAAUCGCUGUCCAGAGAGCAUGGAAUUCUGUUUACCCAGAUCUUAGGGGGUUAUCAAGUGCAGAAGGAGGCCCCCUAGAUAGAAAUAUUCUCGAUAAACUGGUCAAUGAGGUCUCCUCGGUCACGGUAACAUUGGAAGAAUUUCAAGAGGUGGCGCGGCAGGUUUUGGAUAAGAUUAACGCGCAAAAUAGUGACAUCGCGUCAAUUCUCCUUCCUCAGGCCAGAGGGAAGCUGAAGGAAGAAGCAAAUGUUGCUUUUCUGCUUCGUGCGCUCGCCCUUCAGCCCAAACGAGUUCUGCCACCGGGCAAAAGCUUGCUCUCACUCUUUAGCAAGGGGAAGGAUGACGCUGAUGAAGAGAAGAGGAAGAGGGCUCAAGAAGUUGAGGCGGUUAUCAAACGCGCGUACUGGGAUGCAGCAUACGAACAACUGGCAUCCCCUUCUCCAGAUGUCCAGAUACCUCGGAUCAAGGUGUUCUAUCACGACCUCUGGGAGGCGUUGAAACCCCUCGUGCCCCAAACACACCCUCUAAUGGUGAUUCUCACAUCACCAUUGUCACCAUCAUCCAAUCCACUAGCUUCUGCAUUACAUUACCUUCAAGCGGCACUCACUUUGAUGAGAUCACUGUGUGCUCCUGCUAGGGACGAGGCAAUAGACGAGUCGCUAGCCUCUCUUGCAAAAGUCGACAAACUUCAUGCGCCGAGAGAUGAGCUCGCAAAGGCAUACACAUCCGGGAUCAGAUUUGCCUUGGAUAUGUGCGGGACCAUGGUCGAUGAUUUGCAGUCGUUCAUGGCCAAGUAUGGCAACGAGUCCAAUGUCGCCGCAAUGCUCCGAGCAUCUGCUCGUGAGCAUGAGCGGCAGGCAAUUAUAGGCGCUUUUGGAAAAGAGGAGAUUCAACGUGCCUGGAAGGAAUGGGCACAAAAGUCAUGGAGAGAUCAAAUGGUCGACGUGGUUGGCGAUCUCAAUCCCUUGAUGCAAGCCGCCGAUCUCCUUCCUUCAACGCUCAUCAUGUCACGCGUAGACUUGGCCGAGGCUCAAACGCUCCUCCUUGGUCUCGUCAUAUCCGCAUCUAUCCGUACACUUGUUCCUGCCCUCUCGCAAACACGACUUGUGACUCUAUAUAACAACAACUCCAAAGCCAUUGAACUGGAAAAUCAGUUCAUGGGUCGAGUUUGGACAUUGAUCGGCGCCGACCCAUUCGCCACCGAUCACGCGACACAGGAAUCAGACAUCGACAAUAUUGCCGCCGAGGUUUUCCGAAUUUGGAAGCUGAGGAAUCCAAAUGAACAGAACAUCUCGGCAAAAGAGAAGGAGUUUGGUGACAUGGUCAGACGAAUGAUCAACGAAGAGACCCACCCUGUUCGUGUGCUCCUAAAGAAGCGAGUCACCGACGCUCUGAAGGAGAGACUAGCGCAACCAAUUGUACCCAUCAAACAGGAAGCACCCACGACUGUCGCCGCCGGUCGGGCCCUUCAACCUACCGCUCGGCUUAAAAGCUCCAAGAUAUUCCCAUCUGACCAGAAAGAGACAGAUCUGGUCAUUUCUGGGUUUGGUGACCCGGUCCUGAAGAAUCACCUGCAUCAAAUCUUACAUAUUCUUCGGGUCGUAGAAUCAUGGGUUGAGUACGUUUGGAAAGAUAUAGAAUAA
Messenger RNA from Serendipita indica DSM 11827, 4203 nucleotides. The record is from the annotation of a GenBank genome assembly. Lineage: Eukaryota; Fungi; Basidiomycota; Agaricomycetes; Sebacinales; Serendipitaceae.